This is a messenger RNA of Olea europaea var. sylvestris, 529 nucleotides long. Its product is annotated as laccase-10-like. Gene Ontology annotation, molecular function: copper ion binding; oxidoreductase activity. The record is from RefSeq and is a predicted model, not a curated record. Lineage: Eukaryota; Viridiplantae; Streptophyta; Magnoliopsida; Lamiales; Oleaceae. The annotation marks the transcript as partial. The transcript is spliced from 3 exons.
CAGGUAGUAAUGAGGACAACGACAAGAUUGUGUUCAAGUAAGUCCAUUGUGACAAUCAAUGGUCGUUUCCCAGGUCCCACUAUCUAUGCAAGGGAAGAUGACACCGUGUUAAUCAAGGUCGUCAACCACGUCAAUUAUAACAUGAGCAUUCACUGGCAUGGGAUAAGGCAACUUCGAACAGGUUGGGCUGACGGGCCGGCGUAUAUAACACAAUGUCCAAUUCAACCAGGGCAAAGCUAUGUGUACAACUUUACAGUGAGUGGGCAAAGAGGGACACUUUUUUGGCAUGCACACAUUCUUUGGUUAAGGGCAACUGUCCAUGGAGCCAUUGUCAUCCUGCCUAAGCUUGGACUACCUUACCCUUUUCCAACACCCCAUAAAGAGGUUGUGGUAAUAUUAGGGGAGUGGUGGAAGUCGGAUGUUGAAGCUGUGGUUAAUGCAGCCAUGGAGUCGGGCUUGGCACCUGAUGUUUCAGAUGCUUACACAAUCAAUGGUCAUUCAGGAAAAAUCUCAAAUUGUAUUGGCCAAG